This is a messenger RNA of Angiostrongylus costaricensis, 2643 nucleotides long. The record is from the annotation of a GenBank genome assembly. NCBI's taxonomy places the organism in Eukaryota, Metazoa, Nematoda, Chromadorea, Rhabditida, Metastrongylidae.
AUGGGUAAGGAAGUGCUGGUAGAAGCAAUUGACGGGGCAAAGUAUUCUGGGAUAUUUACUGCAUGUUCACCUGAACUUGACAUUGGUUUACGACACGCGUAUAAAAUUACCACGGGUAAUAUGGCGAACCUGCUGCCGAAGAAGGAGGACAUGACCACCAAGAUGCUAUUUAAAUUCAAUGAUAUCGUUGCUAUGUCAGCACUAAUGAAUGAGGAAAAGGUUAUCCGAGGGUUUGUUACUGACCGUGACUACCAUGUAAAACAACAGAAUGGACGUCUUGGAGAAGAAGAACAUGACUUACAAGAAUGGAGUGCUGAUGAAGAUGCAGAGGAGUUCGAACAAUUGGAUCAGAUGCCAGAUCAGCGCCAGCGAUAUCAACGCAAUAAUGGGUGGAAUGUUGAGGAGAUGUUCAGCACGAAUUCGCAGAUGGGUGUUCAUGCACCCGUGGAGGGUAAUGAAGAGGAUCGUCGUCGAGCAGACCAAAUUGCUAGGGAAAUAGAAAGUAGCCAACAGAGCAAAUUUAACGCACGUCUGGAGAACGAUGAUGACGAGCGUGAUCUCGACAAGCAGACAACGGAGGAGGAUUUUGAGAUGCAAUCUAAACGAAGCAUCGCAGGACAGCGUGGUAAUUACAUUAGUCGCAACCAGCGCAAUGGUAUCGGUGGUCCACCAGUGGGUAAUCGUCGUGCUGAUGCUCUCAGAGGGACAGAUCGUAGAGGUAGUGGAACACCGGGAAGGUAUCCAGCACAAUCACAUAGCGUAAAUUCGUCUCAAAACAGAGUGAUGUCUGGUAACAAGUACGAACCGAAAAGUCGUCCAACUGCUCAAGAACUUACGGAUAGCUUUAACGCCGCUGCUCGACGAGCCGAUGGUUUGCGAGGGUGGAAUCAAGAAUUUAACAACAAUUACCGACCAGAGGGCAAGGUGGACACGCCUCGGGAUUCACCGGCUCGUGCUGCUCCCGCUGCCCCGACUGGCAACGCAUGGGCUAGGGGCCCUCCAACUAGUGUAACCAACAUGCAUAACUCUCAACAUACCACUCCCAUACCAGCCUCACCUCCACGUACUGUUGGAACUCGUACUCCUGAUCCUGUGCCAAACUCUACCAAUGACCAGCCUCCUGAUGCAUCUUCUACAACUACUUCUUCUCCACAAACCGAAAGUUCUCCAACAGUGGCUGCAACACCUACUCCGACGCCAACACCGACUCCUACGCCAACACCAGCGCCAGCGUCGAAUUCGGGUGGGCGGGCACCAACACAUGAGACUACAUCGGAUUCAGCACCAACACCUGCUGUGACCACGGAGAAGGAAGAGGGCACGAAGAAGUUCACAUUCAAUGUAAACGCACCAGCGUUCAAACCACGUAGCGCAACAGCUCAAAUGCAACAAUCUCCACAAGUUGUGCCUGCAGCGCCACAGGCCAUGUUGGGUGCUGUCCCUAUGGUACCAGCUGGAGUCCCUAUUCAAACGGCUAUGCCUCCUCCCGGUAUGUUACCGACAAUGCAGACUGGUCAGCCUCCUGUACUUGUACAGUGGCAAGGUGCUCCUGGCCAACAGUACCAGAUGCCUGGAUAUCAAUAUGUUGUGGCUGGUGGUCAACCGGUAAGCAUGAUGGCAAGCCAACCCAUGGCAAUGGGUGGUCCGCGACCCAGUGGUCCUCCUGCGGUCGCUUUCCAGCAGGGUAGUCGUCGCCAGGUGAUGGUCCCUCCUUCAGCUCAGUGGCAGCCUCACGUUAUGCAAGUCGGACAAGGAAUGGUACCAUAUACCUACCAGUCUUUCUCUGUGCAAGGUGGCGCCUCCGGUGGUGCUAGUGCUGGAGUUGUUCCUGCUCCUGCACAGCAAGCCGGCUUCUCUGGGCCGCAAGCGCCUCCACCACAGAUGAUGCCAACUACCCCGCAAGCUACGGCACCACCGCCGGGUAUAUAUCCGCAGCGUUUUGUUCCUGCCCAGGGCUACGUUCUUCCACAGACUGGCGUUCAAGCACAGGCGCGGUUCCCAACGCCACAACAAACACCACACCAAGGGAUGGAAGCUGCACAUUUUCAAGCACAAGGUGCUUCUGGAUCUGCUGCGACAUCGACCGGUCCAAACAGCCAGCCACCAACGCCAGGGCCUUCCCCAGCACAGGGUGGACGUGGCGGCUCUCCCGUUCAACAGGCAACAGGAGCUAUGCAACAAUCAGUAGGACCACCGCCACCACAACAGUUCAUGGCCCAAGUGUCGGCGGCCCCACCACCUCAUUUUUAUGCGACUGCGCAGCCGGUCUAUGGUAUGUAUUCGGCUCCGACUGGUCAAGGAAUGGUCGUCUAUAGUGGACCAGGUGGUGUGCCCAUGGCAAUGCAGCCAGCCCAUCAUGAUCCUACUAUAAUGCAACAGCCACAUCAGCAGCAGCAGCAGGGUAGUGGUGGUCUUCCACCACCUCAUCAUCAGCAAUACACAAUGCCGCAUGAAGGAUAUGGGAACUUUGUACAAGCAACGCCAUUCUAUCAACAACCGCCACCGAACCAAAUGUCGCGACAGAAUUCCUCCCAACAAGGUGUUUAUCCGCAGCAGGGACCGGGAGCUCCUCCUCCACCACCUCAACAGCAGCAACAAGCACCACAAAGUACCCCUUCGACCGCGCCACCGCAGCAACAGUAA